AUGGCGCCACCCCGCCUCCUCUUCGCUGCGGUUCUCGCCGCGCUGAGCACGACCGGCUUGGCGACCGCCGACCUGCCGGUGUCGGUGCAGUACGACGCCACCUUCACCAUCGCGGCCUCGCGCGGCGCGAUCUGCUCGGGCGCCGGCAAGGCGCCGGCCGGCACGGCCUGUCCGCUCAAGGGCGACGUGGCCACGGCCGACUGCCACUCGUACCUCUUCUCCUUCGACGGCAAGCAGUGCACGGCCAAGGAGGACGCCGAGUGCGCCAUCGUGCUCGGCGAUACGUGGGGCUGCGUCUUCCCGUCCGUCUCGGGCGGGACGGCCACGCCCUGCCCGACCACCUACGAGUCCGGCACGUCCGACGUGACCCCUGCUGCCACGAAGGGCGGCGACCAUGACUACCCCAGCUCCACCCCGGCACCCACCACGCCGUGCCCGGGUACCAACCUGCCCAUGCCAAUCGACGACACGCCGACACCGGCUCCGACCAAGGAGGAGUCUGGCUCGGCAGGCUACACGCCAGCACCGACCACGCCGUGCCCCGAAGAGGAGAAGCCGACACCAGCUCCGCCCAAGGAGGACCCCGGAAACUCCGUGCCCCGAGACCCCAGCUCCAGAGACACCAUGCCCCGAGACCCCAGCCCCGGAAACUCCAUGUCCCGAGACCCCAGCUCCGGAAACUCCGUGCCCCGAGACUCCAGCUCCGGAAACUCCGUGCCCCGAGACUCCAGCUCCAGAGACGCCAUACCCCGAGACCCCAGCCCCGGAAACUCCGUGCCCCGAGACUCCAGCUCCGGAAACUCCGUGCCCCGAGACUCCAGCUCCAGAGACGCCAUGCCCCGAGACUCCAGCUCCGGAGACACCAUGCCCCGAAACACCAGCUCCAGAGACGCCAUGCCCCGAGACCCCAGCCCCGGAAACUCCAUGUCCCGAGACCCCAGCUCCGGAAACUCCGUGCCCCGAGACUCCAGCCCCGGAAACUCCGUGCCCCGAGACUCCAGCCCCGGAAACUCCAUGUCCCGAGACCCCAGCUCCGGAAACUCCAUGUCCCGAGACCCCAGCUCCGGAAACUCCGUGCCCCGAGACUCCAGCUCCAGAGACGCCAUGCCCCGAGACUCCAGCCCCGGAAACUCCAUGUCCCGAGACCCCAGCUCCGGAAACUCCGUGCCCUGA
Phytophthora sojae is the source of this 1173-nucleotide messenger RNA. RefSeq lists its product as hypothetical. The transcript is spliced from 2 exons. The coding region runs from base 1 to 1173 and encodes 390 amino acids. The record is from RefSeq and is a predicted model, not a curated record. Lineage: Eukaryota; Oomycota; Peronosporomycetes; Peronosporales; Peronosporaceae.